This is a messenger RNA of Talaromyces marneffei, 1767 nucleotides long. RefSeq lists its product as uncharacterized. Gene Ontology annotation, cellular component: cytosol. Gene Ontology annotation, molecular function: ATP binding; glycerone kinase activity. The transcript is spliced from 4 exons. The record is from RefSeq and is a predicted model, not a curated record. Gene Ontology annotation, biological process: glycerol catabolic process. Lineage: Eukaryota; Fungi; Ascomycota; Eurotiomycetes; Eurotiales; Trichocomaceae. The coding region runs from base 1 to 1767 and encodes 588 amino acids.
AUGUCUUCAAAACACUUCUUCUCCGAUGCUUUCUCCCUGGUCAUCGAGGCCCUCCGCUCCCUGACCAUCACCAACCCAUCUCUCGCCUUUGACGAAGAGAACAAAAUCAUCUUCCGCCGUCCUGAAACCUACAACAAAUCCAAUGUCGCCGUCAUCAGCGGUGGUGGCUCCGGCCACGAACCUGCCUUUGCCGGUUACGUCGGAAAGGGGUUCUUGACUGCUGCUGUUGCUGGAACCAUCUUUGCGUCGCCUUCUGCGGAGCAGAUUAGCAGGUGUACCAUUGAGCGCCUUGACACCGAAAAGGGUGUUUUGAUUAUUCCCAUGAAUUAUACGGGAGAUGUGUUGCAUUUCGGCAUGGCUGCUGAAAAGACAAAGGCUGCUGGACGGCCGGCCGAGUUUUAUGCUAUUGGUGACGAUGUCGGUGUUGGACGUAAACGUGGUGGUAAGGUCGGUCGUCGUGGUCUUGCGGGUGGUAUUUUGGUCAUGAAGAUUGCCAGUGCUUUAGCAGAGACUGGCGCCUCGUUGGAAGAAGUAUACCGCAUUGCACAGCUUUCCGCCGAAAACACCGUAACCCUCGGUUCUUCCCUCGAGCACGUCCAUGUCCCCGGUCGUGAAGUCUCUAAUGAGUUCGUGCCCAACGAUGAAGUCGAAGUCGGCAUGGGUAUCCACAACGAGCCCGGCUCUCACCGCAUGAAAUCCGCCACUCUGCCCUCCUUGAUCAAAACCAUGCUCCUUCAACUCCUCGACCAGAACGACACAGACCGUGCUUGGGUGACCCGUCAAGCAGGCGACAAGUUCGUCUUGUUGAUCAACAACUUGGGUGGUGUCAGCACCCUUGAAUUGUCCGGUAUCACUGCCGAGGUCACCAAACAACUUGCUACUGAUUACGAUAUCAAGCCCGUCCGAACUCUGCAGGGAACAUACUUGACCAGUCUGAACGGCCUUGGUUUCAGUGUCUCGCUUUUGAAGCUUGUCGAUUCUGGCCUUGGUGCUGGCAGGUCUUUGCUUGAGCUUCUCGAUGCUCCUACCGAGGCUGUUGGCUGGGCCGCUCCUAUCCAACCCUCAACCUGGGAGAAGCACGCUGCCGACGCACCCGUCGAAUUCAAGAAGGCUGACUUGGCUCAAGAUCAGCCCAGUAACCUCAAAGUUGACCCCGCCACUCUCAAGAAAGCCCUCACAUCCGGCCUCAAACGCAUGAUCGCCGCUGAGCCCGAAGUAACACGCUAUGACACCGUCAUUGGCGACGGCGACUGCGGCACGGGUCUCAAGCGCGGCGCAGAAUCCAUCCUGAAAGUCCUCGAAGGUGAGAUCACCGACGACAUCGUCCUCACAGUCGACAAGUUCGUCGACGCCGUCGAAGCUACCAUGGAUGGAACCUCAGGUGCCAUCUACGCCAUCUUUUUGAAUUCGCUUGUCCACGGUCUCCGCGCUCAGGACUCCGGGUCUGCGACACAGGUCGAUGCCAAGCUCUGGGGUCAAGCCCUCAAGUCUGCCGUCACCUCUCUAUCCAAAUAUACCCCUGCACAGGUCGGUGACCGUACGUUGAUUGACGCCCUUGUGCCAUUCUGCGAUACUUUGACCAGCACCGCGGAUAUCAAGGCUGCUGCGAAAGCGGCUCGGGACGGUACCGAGGCUACCAAGCACCUCAAGGCUAGCCUUGGUCGAUCCGUGUAUGUGGGUAGUGAAGAGGAGUGGUUGGGCAAGAUUCCGGACCCCGGUGCUUAUGGGUUGUCCGAGUUCCUUACUGGUCUUGCUGAGGGGUUAUAA